AUGAAGUCGCUUGUUCUGUUCGUUUUCAAUGCCCUGGCAGCCGUGGCUGGCGCAGCAUGUAUCUCCAGCCAGAGCCUUUCAGUCACAGCUAGCACCGGUAUAUUCACCGGUCUCCUCAACCCUACUUACCCAAGUGUUCGCGAAUUUCGAAAUGUUCCGUAUGCUCUUUCUCCAACAGGUGAACGUCGUUGGCUGCCUCCUCAGAAGCUCCCGGCAUCAAACAAGAAUUAUGAUGCCACUCAGUACCCUCUUUCCUGCCCACAAUUUGUGACCAAGGUGAAGUCCGUCUGGAGCGAACAGAUUCCGGAAUGGUUGAUCUUUGACGGCGGCGAAAGCACCAGUGCGGGUCUGUAUGCGUACGGCACCUCUGAAGAUUGCCUUAGCCUCGCCAUUUGGACGCCGGCAAACGCCACCGCGGCUUCGAAGCUGCCGGUGAUUAUGUUCAUGACAGGAGGUGGCAUGGUAACGGGCGGCGUCAACAUACCGAUCCAAAUACCAGCUGAAUGGGUAGCUCGAAGCCAGAGCCACAUUGUGGUAACGAUCAACUACCGGGUCAACAUCAUGGGCUUUCCCAACGCGGCAGGAUUGGCCACGCAGAACUUGGGGCUUCGAGAUCAAAGAGCAGCCCUUGAAUGGAUCCAGACCAAUAUUGCCAGCUUUGGCGGCGACCCGACUGCCACAACGCUAUGGGGCCAGUCAGCUGGUUCUCGUUCGACAGACUAUUACAACUUUGCUUACUAUAAGGAUCCCAUAGCACGCGGCUUUUUCAUGCAGUCCGGAACAGCACUAUCAAGCACUGCCAACUCAGAUGUCCAUGGCACCAACUUCACGUUUGUAGCGCGAAAUCUCGGUUGUGAUUUUCCAAACAACAAGACUGCUGAGUUGGAAUGUAUGCGGAGAGUCCCUGUCAGCCAGAUCGAGAACUUCGUCGGUCAGUAUCAAGACAAUUCGAGCACAACAAACACUCAUCAGGCCCCGAUUGCUUUCACGCCAAUUGCGGACGAGGACGUCGUCUUUAGCAAUUAUACGGCGCGAUAUCGAGCCGGUCAGGUUGCAAGAGUGCCAGCGAUCAUUUCCAACACCGCCAAUGAAUAUGCAUCCCUGGCUCCGUAUCCAUUGAAUAACCUCACCGCAGGUCCAAACCCGCAAGCAGUGCUGGCAGGGACCCUCAACACCGUAUGUGGCAUUUCUAAUUCGAGUCUAUAUCGGAACGACUUGAACAUCUCCACGUUUCGGUAUGUCUAUGGCGGCAACUUCUCCAACAUCAACCCGCUGUGGUGGAUGGGCGCGUAUCACGCAUCAGAUCUGGCAAUGAUGUUUGGAACUUAUGGCAUUAGGCCUGGGGCGGUGUCAAGGUUGGAAACCGAGACAAGUGCUGCCAUGCAAGACUAUGUCCUCGCAUUCGUCAAGGAUCCGACCAAUGGACCAAGGAGUGUCAACUGGACUGCAUAUGAUCACCGCAAUAAUGGUGGUCAGAUGAUCUUGUUUGGAGCUGAUGGAAAAGCUGUUCAACAAGUAAAUGGUACCAUGGUCGAGGGAGUGUGUUAUGGUGAGGGUAUGUACGAUAGCACGCCGUGA
This is a messenger RNA of Fonsecaea multimorphosa CBS 102226, 1578 nucleotides long. RefSeq lists its product as uncharacterized. The transcript is spliced from 2 exons. NCBI's taxonomy places the organism in Eukaryota, Fungi, Ascomycota, Eurotiomycetes, Chaetothyriales, Herpotrichiellaceae. The coding region runs from base 1 to 1578 and encodes 525 amino acids. The record is from RefSeq and is a predicted model, not a curated record.